AAGAAAAAGUACAAGAACAGUUACAAUCAAUACUAGAGUGAAAGAAAAUCCUGUUGAUGACCACCUUAAUAGUAAAACACAUAAAGCUAAUAAACAAUAUCAACAGGUCGCAACAAGUUUUUUUAAUUUGGAUUCAAUAAUUAUCAAUUGUCAUUUUCGCCCAAAUGAGUUUUAUCCUAUUUUCCAAAAAGCAUUUGAAGUGGCUCAUGAAAAGUUUGCAGCACAUAUUCCUUCUCAUCCUGGACAUCCUCUUUUUCAUGCAUGUCAAUUUUUUGAUCCAAAAUUUAUUUGUUCUA
Molecule: messenger RNA, 296 nt
Organism: Entrophospora candida
Lineage: Eukaryota; Fungi; Glomeromycota; Glomeromycetes; Entrophosporales; Entrophosporaceae
Source: the annotation of a GenBank genome assembly